Molecule: messenger RNA, 4084 nt
Organism: Acinonyx jubatus (cheetah)
Lineage: Eukaryota; Metazoa; Chordata; Mammalia; Carnivora; Felidae
Gene: TTLL6
Product: tubulin tyrosine ligase like 6
Exons: 13
Coding region: 1121-3376 (751 amino acids)
Biological process (GO): protein polyglutamylation; microtubule cytoskeleton organization
Cellular component (GO): cilium
Molecular function (GO): tubulin binding; tubulin-glutamic acid ligase activity
Source: RefSeq, a predicted model, not a curated record
UUCGAGGGAUCCACAAUGGGGACCCAGUGGAUUGCCCCCAAAGGGUUGGGAAGGGUCACUUGUAUAUUCCUGGGGGUGAAAAGGGGGUGUCUCCAAAUCCUCACGUUUCCUUCACCCAGCUCAGUUAACUAUUCGAGGAAGGGAAUCUCACUCCAAGAAAACGUGGGUUUUGACCAUGGUGGUGCCAUACUUCAGUUCUCUGUAGUUCUGAUGUAGGGUUCUUUGGGAAUCCGUAGAAAAGGCAGGGGUUGGUCCUUGUUAGAGCAGAAGUUAGAGACUGGCAGCCUGCAGACCCACGUUGGACUAUAGAGAAGUGUUGUUGUCAUUAUAUAAUUCCGAGUUUGAAUAAGUUUCAGCCUGGUCCUGCCUUUCCUGGUCACUUGCAGGCACUUCUUCGUUUCCAGGCCUUUUUUUGUGUGUGUUUGCAUUGGAGUGAGCUCCCAGUUCCAAAUGCUAACAGGGACAGAGAAAGAAGGAUGUGAUAGCAUAUAAGUGUGGGCUUUUCUUUAAUGUUUUAUUUAUUUUUGGGAGAGCGUGCACCCGCAGGGGAGGGGCAGAGAGAGAGGCGGACAGAGGAUCCGAAGCGGGCUCCGAGCUGAUGGCAGAGAGCCCGAUGUGGGGUUCGAGCUCACGAGCCACGAGAUCAUGACCCUGGCUGAAGUCGGACGCUCAACCGACAGAACCGCCCGGGGGCCCCAGCCUAUAUGUGGUUUUGAAAUGCAUUGUAUACUUUUUUUUCUGUUACCUUCCUACUUAAGCUUGGCUCUGGCUAAUGUUAAGGAUUAGUUUACAUUCCCUGAACACAGAGUGCUUAGUGUUUGGAGGAAGGCCAGAAGCCUACUUCCUGGCAAGGGAAAACCAGGGCAGGUAAAACAUUCUUCCCAGAUAACCUUCUGUGGGGUUCACCGGGUAUAGGCUGUAUUCCUCAGUAGAUCUCCCUGUUUCUUUCUUGGCAAAGGUAUGUCCAGACCAGGCAAGAUGGCUUCCAGUUCCAACGAGCUGAGGUGUCUCUCUUCAGCACAUGGUCUGACAUGGUCUGAGACCACCUAGAAACAUAACCUCCCCACCCCAUGCUCCUUCCCCACUUCCGGGGCUAACAGGCCUUUCUUUCUCCAACUCCAUGGCAGUGCGUAGGGCUGCCCAGCGGUAUGGCCUUCGAGAGGGAGGGGAAACCAAUGACUGGACUCUCUACUGGACAGACUACUCAGUGUCGCUGGAGAGGGUGAUGGAAAUGAAAAGUUACCAGAAAAUAAAUCACUUCCCUGGGAUGAGUGAAAUCUGCCGAAAGGACUUGCUGGCCAGAAAUAUGAGCCGCAUGUUAAAGAUGUUCCCUAAGGAUUUCCUCUUCUUCCCUAGGACCUGGUGUCUUCCUGCUGACUGGGGAGAUUUGCAGAACUACAGCAGGUCAAGAAAAAAUAAGACGUACAUUUGUAAGCCGGAUUCGGGCUGCCAAGGGAGAGGUAUAUUCAUCACCCGGACGGUGAAAGAUAUCAAGCCAGGCGAGGAUAUGAUCUGUCAACUCUAUAUUUCAAAGCCCUUUAUCAUUGAUGGGUUCAAGUUUGACCUGCGGAUUUACGUGCUGAUGACGUCCUGUGACCCCCUCCGGAUUUUUGCAUACAACGAAGGGCUAGCGCGCUUCGCCACCACCUCCUACUCCCACCCCUGCGCAGACAACCUGGAUGACAUCUGCAUGCACCUGACUAAUUAUUCCAUCAAUAAGCACAGCUCCAAUUUCGUUCGAGAUGCUCAGGCCGGGAGCAAGAGGAAGCUCUCCACCUUCAGUGUGUACAUGGAGAGCCACGGCUACAACACGGAGCAGGUCUGGAGAGAUAUCGAGGACGUCAUCAUCAAGACGAUCAUCUCCGCCCACCCCAUCAUCAAGCAUAACUACCACACCUGCUUCCCCAACCACACACUCAACAGCGCCUGCUUUGAAAUCCUGGGCUUUGACAUUUUGCUGGACCACAAACUCAAGCCCUGGCUGCUGGAGGUCAACCAUUCUCCGAGCUUCUCCACCGACUCUUGGCUGGAUAAAGAGGUGAAAGACAAUCUGCUAUAUGACACUUUGGUCCUGAUCAACCUGGGAAGCUGUGACAAAAAGAAAGUCUUGGAGGAGGAGAGACAACGGGGGCGGUUCCUGCAAAAAUGUCGUUCUCGGCAGACCAGGAUCGAGGAGGUCAAGGGUUUCCAGGCUGUGUGGUUAGAGAAAACUGAGAAGUACGAGAAGGAAAACUGUGGAGGGUUCCGCCUGAUUUAUCCUACUCUGAAUGCGGAGAAGUAUGAGAAGUUUUUCCAGGGAAACAACUCUCUCUUCCAGAAUACUGUUGCCUCCAGGGCUCGGGAGGUGUAUGCCCGGCAGCUGAUCCAGGAGCUGAGACUCAAACAGGAGAAAAAAUCCUUCCAAACGAAAGAGAAGGCAGAGACGCAGGGGGAGUCGGCCGGCGAGCGAUCGAGAGGCAAGAGCGCGAGGAGCUGGCCACAGAAACCACAGCAGGAACACAAGGCCACGGCCCCCGUCUCCAGACAAAAUCUCCAGCCAUUGACGUUAGUGUCCUGCACACCUGAGUUGCUCUUGAGUGUCAGAGAUGCAAAGACAAAUGAGACAGACAGCAGCCUCGCCCCGGAGGCCCCCACAAAAGAGGCCGGCCCUGCACGGCGGCACACCUCUGCACCUGACCUGAGGCACUCGAGCCUUCUCGGCUGCCCGGGGCUGGAGCUCGGUAACCCCCUCUCCAGAAUCAAGGAGGUCAAGUCCGCCUCCGCAGUGAACAUAUUCACCAGCACUGAGCCCUUAACCUCAGUGGAAACCUCCCCAGAUUCCACCACCCAGGACUCAGACUCCCCAGAGUCUCUGCCUAGCAUGACCGCGAAAACCAGCUCUGAGUGCAGUAGCCCCAAGACGGUCUCCUUGAAAUACAGGCAGGACCACAUCUCCCAGUACCUCCUCCAGGGGAAAAUCUCGAAAAUUUCUCUGCCGACAAAUUCCCAGAGCUUCUUAGGAAAUCUGAACCAGAGCUGGGCUUCGCCGAAGAGUGACGCGAGGAAGCAGAGUCUGAUGUCGGAGCUAUUCACCAAGGUUCCCCUGAGGGAGAAGCUCUCCCUGUUCCCAGCUCACGACAACCCAAAGCUGGUGCUGAGUAACAAGUCACAAAACCACUCCCUGCCCUGGGAGUGCUGCUGGGGCGGCCAAAGUUCUGGCAGGAAGAGGCGGCUGCACGUGUCCUCCCUUGUCCUCCUGCACCAUCGUCCGAGCUACAAUGUUUCUCUGAAGGAUCUGCUGGUGGUCGCCACCCCAGCCCGACUGGAUCCCAGGCCUGGCCGAAGCCACGGGGGAAGCGUACAGUCACUGCCCGAUCGCUGGCCCAAGAGGAUGUGAGCGGAACUAGAAUCAGACCGGAUCUCUGCCAUUGUUUCCCUUUCCACGUCGUAUUCCCAGGAAAUGAUUUAUCUUUUCUUAAAGUGUCUACAACGUCCAUAGGAUCAACUGAAAGUUUUAUUUCCUCAUCUAGAUAUCCUGGUCUCACAACUGCCUCCCAUUAACAUCACUGGGCCAACAGCCUUGCCUUUUGUGCCCUCCCAGUUAGCUUCCGGUGCUGAAGGACCGUGACUUAUGAGAAGUAUUGGAGCUGCCCCAGGAUCCACCCCAGCUGCCCCACCAGUGGCAUUCCUACGGGUCCCUCAGAUGGCAUUGUCAUCCAGAACACUCCCCCCCCCCCCCGCCCCAGGUAGAGCAGUGUGAAGGGAGGCAUGUUUCAGGGAAGGACUCAAAGCUUCCAGGGAUGCAAAGCCCCCAGUCCACCAACAGGCCUGUGUCAGUUGGCUUUCAACCUCGAAGAGAAAAGACAGAGAAAGGGCCAGGCCUGAAUGGAGAAUUCUGAGCCCUGAGACCAGACCUCCUUCCACCCCAGCCACCUCUGUGCCCAAACACCUUUGUGCCACCUCCCUCACCGGCCCACAUCGAUCCUGCUGAUGGAGAAAGAAGUGAGGCGAGAGUACCCAGCGUGCAAUGUUUCUUCCGUCAACCUGCAGAAAUGACGCAUCUUCCCCUCAAGUGUACAUUAAUAAAUUGCCACGCUCAGUGCCA